Messenger RNA from Mytilus californianus (California mussel), 8571 nucleotides. RefSeq lists its product as uncharacterized. The transcript has 32 exons. Gene Ontology annotation, molecular function: chromatin binding; DNA binding. The coding region runs from base 275 to 7039 and encodes 2254 amino acids. The record is from RefSeq and is a predicted model, not a curated record. Lineage: Eukaryota; Metazoa; Mollusca; Bivalvia; Mytilida; Mytilidae.
ACCACACACUAACAAUAUCUCAAUGUGUCUUGUUCAACAAACCGCGGCGAACGACGAUGAUAAAAUCAGUAUCGCGGAGGAAUAGCGCCGUUAAAUGUUGGAAUAUUUUACAUUAUGAGAUUUUUACAUAUUUUGUUUUUCCUUAAUAAAUAAAUUGAAGGUAACUAUUAAAGAUAUAAUGUGUAAGAGACUUGACUUGGAAUGGAGUUCCAAUUCCAGGAUAACAAAGGAUAUAAUUGUAUUGUAUUAUUAGUGAUUAUGCAAAACAAUAACGAUGGAUGCACCGUUAGAUUUCCGAUUAGAUAGAAAUAGAAUUCUACCAAAUGGAUUACCCUCUGGAUCUUUUGGUAAUUAUGAAUCUGCUUUUGCUGAAGGCAGCCGAGUUUCAGCACUUAACAGAAGUGCCUCUGGAUCAAUCCCGGACCUGGCACGUAUUGGAACACCAGCAUCGCUAAGCCAGUUUCCCAGUCGAUAUUUUCACCAUUCUGUAGGAGCUCAGGGGACAUCCUAUCCACUUGUUGGAGGUUAUUUACCAGGAACACCAACAGAACAUCUUAAAUCGUUACUUCCAGAGGAAUAUUGGGCGUCACAUGUCGAUGGUUCCCGAUAUGUGCUCAACAAUAAUCUUUACUCGCCAUAUUUUCCUUACCUACCGGCGACGGAAUCCCUGUCACUGUUUGCCCACAACCUAGGGGCAGGGGGAGUGGAUCAGUCGGGGUAUCAUCGGAUUUAUGAUCUUCGAAAAGAUGCAGCGCUCUAUUCUGGCCUUCAAAUGGUACCGUCUACUUCUGUUGGGUCACAAAAUUCUCAGACCGAAUCGAAUACCAAAAAAGAUCCAUCCAGAUCUGAAUCUAAACGAACUGAUUCGACAAAGACUAGCGGUAAAAUUCAAGAUACCGUCAGCAAGGCCUACAAUUCACAGAAAACAUUUAAGGAUACAGAUAAACGGUCAGACGUGAAGAAAACGGAGAAAACUCAAGUUUCUAAAUCAGUUUCUAGUACUGUCAGCAAAACUGUAAAUUCAAAGAAGGAUAAAGUUAGUAAAUAUAGUGAUGAUAAAAACGAGGACAAAAAUAAAAACAGUAAAAAAGAUGAAAAGACUCCAAAAAUAACAUCUAAUGAUAAAUUGGAAAAAGUAAGUGAUGUACUCAUGAAAGAUUCUAAAUUAGGUCAAGAUGAAAAUGCAGAUUUGAAAAAAUCGAACGAUGAGCUGGAAGAAUCUGAAAAAGACAACACCGAAGAAAAUUCAGAACAGAAAAUGAGUAACGAAAUCAAAGAACAAGUUAUAAAAUGUAAAGGUACAAAUUCUGUAACUCUGACAACAGUUACCAGUUCAUCGAGUAUUGUUUCAGUUUUGGAAUCUCCAAGUGGGUCUAGUCAAAUCAAACCAGUUGCCACAACAGAUCCAUUUAAAGUGACUACAGCCACAACGUUCUCGCUACCAUAUUAUCAUUCUCUAUUCUCAACUACUCAUGCUUUAUUGUCACCGCCGCUUUCUGGCUCUACUGUCAGUACAGCAUCCAUGUGCUCGGAACCAGUGCAAACUGUACCAUGUGACAUGAGAAUAAAGAAAGAACCAGCAGUGUAUACGUGUUCUAAGAAGUCAGAAACUAAUACAACACAAAGUAGCAAAAAGCAUGCAAAUGAUUCAAAUCUAGAUAAAAAUGUUCAAACUGUGACUGAUCAAAACGUAGGCAAAUGCAAUGAUAAAGACAAUUUGAAAAUGAAAUUGACUUCGCCUGUAAGCUCGGUUACAAAGUCGUCUUCGUCCUCUUCCGCAACGCCUUUAUGUUUAAAGAAGCAUAUUCUAGAAAAAAGUAAAGAAUGGACUUCAAGUGAAAAUACUGUUACAGAACCCAAAUCUGAAAAGAAAAAUGAAGGUAAAAGUGAGAACAGUAAGGUUUCUGAUAAUACUGCAUGUGAUACAAAGAUAAACGAAGCAAGCAAAUUGACUAGAAGCGAAGAUGAUAAAAUAUUAGCAGAUUUUAAGCCACGGAAUAAGGAGAUUCAACAACUGACGACAACGUCGAAGGAUACCGUCAGAGCAAUUAGUAAAGUGUUAUCAAAGCGACAGGAAUCUUUUGAAUCAUUGAAAUCAAAUACAGAUAAUCCGAGAAUGGUGUCUUCUCCAAGAAAACAAGAACAGAAGCUAUCAACAAAGAGGGUAUUGAUAAAACCUAAAUGUGACGACAAGAAAUCGUCAGGAGUUAGUAAUAUACCUAUUGGAAUAGCAGUUGCACGAAAGAGAGAAGAGUUAAAGAAAGAUGAUACAGAUGAUAGCGGUGACGGUGGCGAAUCGUUAAACGGAUCUUCCCACAAUAGCACUAGUCAAAGCAGAAUUAAUGAUCAGUCAAGUUCUGCCACAAAAUCAAUACCAAAUGUCAACGUUGUGGAUAUGAGGAGCCAAUUGCCAGCCAAUCUUAUAGUGACUGGAUCUGCAACUGGAGCAGGCAUUGCAUGGUCUGAUGAUCCAACAAGACAUUUUCCAACACAAUGGAUGCAAACCCCACAGUUAAACCAGUCAUGGAUUGGACAGAUCCCAUUCUCGAUGCCACCUUCUGUUCCAACUUCUAGCACGACAGACCAGACACUACCCAUAACAAUACCUCCUGGAUUCAAAAUUGCGCAGGAUUCUGUUACAGGACAGUUGGUCAUGAUUCCCUCCAAUGAUAUUGAAAUUUACGACCCGAGCCGAAUCUGGAGUUCAUAUGCUGCAACUUCUCAACCAAUUAUGCCUUCCCAUCAACUGUCACAGAUUCUUCCUCAUAACCAAGAAAGACCAUUUGUAGUACAACAGUAUCAACAGUUGAUCCAAAAUAGACAAGAUACUAUUGUCACGUCAGAGAACACAUAUAACCAAAACAUACAGGUAUCAUCAGGCAGCAUAAAAAACAAAGUUACAACAACAACGACGAAACCAGCAAAGGGAAUCGAGAAGAAAACAAAGUCUGUAGGAAUGGUUACUCCACAAGUUACCUCAGAUGUUGGAACAUCCUCACAGACAUUACCAUAUUCUUAUCCGGGACCAGUGCCUUUAAUUGUAAAUUCUAGCAUAGUAUCUCACGCUAAUCUAUCUUGCACAGAAGCUAUUAAAUCCGAGCUUUCAACAGUACAGUCACGAGGUACUUCUCCAAUGGUACCCGCGAGCGAGAUUGAAGACACUGAACAAGAAAUGAUUGAUAACUCUCCCGUCCAACUUAAAACAGACAAUGAAGUUCAUAUAGACAAAAAAGACAUAAUUAAUGAUGACGACGAGUCUUCGUUUUCAUCGACAGAUUCCUUUGUACAUAUGCAUGUAACAAAUUUAAAAAAUGAAAAUGAGAAAGAUAAUACUGUUUAUACCAGCAAGGAUUCGGUUGAGUUAGAAAUUACAACAAAAGACAAAACUGUUCUUCCAAAUGAUGAAGUUUCUUUUAAAGCACAAAUUAAAACACUAACUACUGAUUCUGAAAAUCAAAUAUUAUUGCAUAAUAUACAGAAAAAGGAAAGUGAUAGAACAAUAGAGUCUUUACCCGCAAAUGAAUUGCAAAAUCCUGAUUUAGUCAAACCUGACGAGAAAGUGUCAUCUAAUCAGUGUUGUGAUCAAAUUAAAGACAAGAAAUCAGUAGAGUCUGUGAAAGAGGACAAAUCGUCUGAAGACUAUAAUCCAUUUCUUGAUCCACAAAUCCUACAAGCUGUCGAUGGUCUCGAACUUUUAAGUGCGCUUGCUGAAAAGCGUUCUAAAUCAAUAGAUACCAGAAAGGACAUAAAAGAAGAGGACGAAAAGGAUGAGGUUAACAAUAAAAUGUCGGAUGAGGUUGAAAAUAAAAUGUCGGAUGAGGUUAAAGAUAAAAUGUCGGAUAAAAUGUCGGAGGAUAAAAUAGAACAAGACACAUCUGAAGAGAAAGAAGAAAAAGUUAAACCUAUUAAAAGACCAAAAAUUAAAAGAACUAUCAGUCGAACACGAUCAAUACCUCCAAUAAAAGAGUCUGAGCCUCCGAGUUACUAUACCUCUACGGGGCUACGCAUACCACAAGACCUCCCUUCUUUUCUUGACAUAGGAGAGGAGGAAAUCAAUGCCAUCGAACUGGACAUGAGAAUACGUUUAGCUGAACUUCAAAGAAUGUACAAAGAAAAACAGAAACAGUUGUCCAAAUUGCAACCGAAAAAAGAAAAAGAAAAAGAAUCCCCACAAAAAGAGCACAAAGAAAAAGAGUGUGGAGAAGCUAAGAGAGGACCAGGUCGGCCAAAGAAAAAGCAGGUUUCUUCACCAGGAUCAGACACCAGUGAGAAAAAACCGUCACCAAAAACAAAAGAUGGAUCUGUUAAAAAGAAGAAACCAGCAGAAGAAUUGGUGGAUAGAGUUUUCAGAAAAACUGGUGGUGGAUUUGGUAUGCCAUUAAGUAAAAAGUUAAAGGCAAACGCAAUGGCAGCUCUUUUCAAAACACAAUCAGGAUUCACGGUAAAGAGAAAAGGAAGUACUUCAAGUCUUAUGUCAGCAGGAAAAAGCUUUUCUUCAGAAAAAAAUUUAAAGAGCAAGAAGCAUCUACAUAAAGGAUCUUCAGAUGGCAAAGUCUCCAUUUUAAACCCCAGACAAAAGACUGAAACAGAGGAUAGGAAACGCAUUUAUAAAACGAAGAAAAUAAAAGAAGAAAAUAAAGAUGGUAUGUUGAAAAAAUGGAAGAAAGAAGAUUCUCUAAAGGAAAAGAAUCGGGAUGUUGAAAUAGAAAAGAAUCGAGAGGCUCAAAAAGAAAAGAAUCGUGAUGUUCAGAAAGAUAAGAAUCGAGAUGGUCAAAAAGAAAAAAAUCGAGAUGUUCAUAAAGAAAAGAAUCGAGACGUCCAUAAGGAAAGCAAUCGGGAGGUUCAUAAAGAAAGGAAUAAAGAAAAAGAUAAGGAGUCUCUCCAAUCUGGACUUGGACUUUUAGCAAAAUAUGCUUCAAAUGCUUUGAAGCAACAUAUGUCAUCAAAAAAGAUCAAACGAAAACGACAAGGUUCGUGUUCAGAAGAGACAACAGAUACUGUAGUCACCGCACCAAAUAGUGAUGGAGAGUCGGCUAUUACUAAUGAGACUAACGAAAAUAUCGCUUCCACUAGUAUAGCAACUACCCCUCAAAUAGAAGACACAGAAAGGAAAGAUGUUAAAUCGGAACCAGGCAGCACUGAGAUCAAAAAGAGAAAACCGGGUCGACCACGCAAGGGAACACCUACAAGAACAACAGGUGUCACAGAAACACUUGUAGCUAAAACCUCAAAAACGUUCCAGCUAUUUCAGUAUCAAAGCUUUCAAGAUCUAGCCAAAAAGAACAAAGAUGAAACCCAAAGUAGACCAAAGGUGGAACCUGAAUCGCCUAUGAAGCCAUUGUUCUUGGACGAGGAAUGGUUGUUAAGACGAAGUGAAAGAAUAUUUCUAAGCGAUCCUAGUCCUCAGCCUAGUCCAAAUUAUACCCAGUCAUCAAAGCAAUCUGUUUCAAAACCUCAAACAAAAGCUGAACCAAAAUCAAAAAGUGAUCAAGCUAAAUUACAGAAAGCCAAGAAUAUGAAAGAACUAACUCAGAAAGUGAAAAGAAAGUACAAAAAAUCAAUGGAAAAACGAACAAGUAUGAAAGCCCUGGAAAAGAAGAAGGAACAAAGACGUGAAUUAAAAAAGAACAGACUCAAAAGUGCGGAGGUGAAAUCUCCAACCAUUGUACAUGAAAAUGACGAUAGCGAAAGUGAAGGAGAUGAUAUCCCACUUAGUCGUCUUAAAGAUAUGCCUUCAACUCCAGCACCAAGAACCUGUGUACUUACCGAAAACGAUCUCGAAGAUGGAUUAAAUGUUUUAGUAUUCAAAGAUAGUUUGUUUUAUGAAGGAACUGUUCAACCUAUUCAUCCGCCUGAUAUUUAUGGUGUACUUAUAAAAAAUGAAAGAGGAAAUCGCCCUCAUAUUUAUUCAAGAGAAGAGAUUCUGAAAGAAGUUGUAUUGGAUCUACAACCCAAUUCCAUUCAGCUGCGAGAAGGUACACGUAUUUGUGCUUACUGGAGUCAGCAAUUUAACUGUUUGUACCCUGGAACUGUUUCCAAAGGCAGUCCCAAUUCUAGUCCAGAUAUACGAUUCAUCAAUGUUGAAUUUGACGAUGGUGAUUCUGGUAAAAUUCCAAUUGAUCACAUAAGAUUGCUACAGGCAGACUUUCCACUUGUAUCAUAUGAUCCAAAUCCUCUGUUGCUUAUUGGAAAACGACGACGACAUACAACGUCAGAUAUAUCAGAACAUAGAAAAUCUGAAAAUCCUUCUGUUUCCGAUUCUCAUAUAAAAGUCAAACGUGGCCCAGGACGACCUCCAAAAAUAAAACCGGACCAUUUUUCGGAAAUUCCUUCAGAAGACGAACAAGAUAUUGAUGUUUGUGGCUUUGAUGACAGUGAUAGUGACACUGACAAAGACGAUACCGACAGUGUGUUCAGUUUACAUUCUUCGCAACAGCAUAAUAAACAUCAUGGUUCUAAAAGGAAGCAUAAAUCUGACAAUGAUAAAGAUGAAAAAGUUAAAAAGAAAAAAGUUCGUUCGGAAGAUAGGAAGAAAGAACGAAAUGUUUUUGAGGAUCAAGCUUUUAUACCACCACGACAGCUAUGGCGAUGGCAUGGUAAAAGCACAAAAAGGCCUGGAAUGAAAGGAAAAGCAAAGAAAGAAUUUUACAGAGAGAUUGUCCGUGGAAAAGAGGAAAUAAAAGUUGGAGAUUGUGCAGUUUUCUUAUCUACCGGACGACCUCACUUACCAUAUAUUGGUCGUAUUGAUAGUAUGUGGGAAUCGUGGGGAGGUCAAAUGGUUGUCAAGGUCAAAUGGUUUUAUCAUCCCGAGGAAACACGUGGUGGUAAAAAACUACAGGACAUGAAGAGAGCUCUAUUCCAGUCCCCACAUUUCGAUGAAAAUGACGUUCAGACAAUUUCACAUAAAUGUGAAGUCAUCUCUUACACAGAAUAUAGACGAGGAAAAUGUGAUAAAUUAGAGAGUUGUGAUGUGUAUUACUUGGCGGGAACAUAUGAACCUACCAUCGGAUUACUCAAAUUUGAACAAGAUGUCAUGUGACUUCGUCAUGUCUGGGUCAAGUGACUUCCUUGAAUAGUUGUGAUAUAAUUAUAUGUACAUGAAUGUGUUCAUUGAAGGUUGAGAAUUACAGAAAUCCUUACAUUGCAUUCAUAGUUUCUUAGAAACUUGUCUGCAUGGAGGUUUGAGCUGUGAUAAGUUUUGUGUUCGGAGCAUGUUUGCAAAGUCCCGAAAUGUUGUUAAGACUUGUUUUUUAAAAACAUUGUUGAAUUAUUGUUACACUAUUGUACGUUGUUCGAUUACAAAUAUUUUUGUUGAUUUUGUAAUAUUUUAUUGAAAUAAGUGCUAUGUUUAAAACAUACAGUGCUAAGAACUUUCUCACAUUUGAACUUCGCAUUUAAUAAUGAUACGGUGCUUUCAUGAAUACUUUUAUCUUUGUCUCUGGUCUAUAUUUCUUAAAUAAGAGAAUAUAAGUUCUUUUUAUCUUAUAUCUUACAAAGCAGCAUAAUGUUUAUAUGUGUAAAAUUUUCUAUAACUUGCUUUUUAGACUGUUUAUGUGCAAUAGGCCGUUUCAGAAUCUAAAGGACUAUGUGUAAUUUUAUUGUUUAUACCCCAAAAUGAAAAUAACGUCACGUCAUUGGUUGAAUUUCAAUUGAUUAGGACGUUUUUAACCAAUCACGACACUUUGGUGUACACUUUUGAAAAUAUUACCCAGAACGCAUUAGAUUCUGAAACGGCGAAUAGAUACGCUGUAUAGUUCAAAAUGUAUAUGUAUGCAGAAACAAGGAUGUGUUCAUAUUCUCCCAAGCAGGCAACAGUGAUUAGAAUCACAUUGAGUCAAACGGUUGAUAGACGCUGAAACAUUGUAUAUCUUUGGUAUAUGUCAAUGAGAUAGCAACCCAACGACACAAAUAACCAAAGAUAACUGAGAUCAACAUACAGUCUUGAAAGAAUGUAAAUUAUUUGACAGAUCUUCUAAUACACAGUAUUCAUAUGUAUUGAUUUAUAUUGAUAAAAAACGUAGCCAAAAACAAUAUAUUUGAAAACAUCACACUCUAGCAUGCCGUUGACAUAGCACACAUCAUAAAAUUCAUACUUAUAUCUGAUAGCUGACUGUUAUAAGACACUAGACAGCUUAGACUGUCAAAUUAUAUUAUCUUAACAAACCUUGGAUUCGGUGCUUUAUUAUUCCGUUUGAAAUAUAUCCUUCCCCUCGCCUCCGUGUGAAAAUAACUCGGAAUAAAUUUGGUAUAACAUUUUCGGUAAAAUUAUAUUAAUUUUAUUAUAUCUAUUUAUUAUUAUAUUGUUUAUCUGAUCUGAACACAUCCUAUGUUUUUGUUAAAAAGUCUUUCAUAACUUUUGUGUUAGAAAGGUUGUGAUGAUGUGUAUGAGAGAUGUUAUGAAUCGGCGAGAGAAAAAGUGCGAUAAAAUAGUUGAUGAAUGAACAAUAGUUGAAAUCCAAGUAAAAGUAUCAUGGAGAAUAACUGUGAGAACCUGCGUGCAUGCAAGUCAUAAAUCUGAGCUUAAGAAAAAAUCUGAACAUGCAUUUUGUCAAUAAACAUGUCUCUAGUAAA